This is a messenger RNA of Zea mays, 5243 nucleotides long. RefSeq lists its product as uncharacterized. The transcript has 15 exons. NCBI's taxonomy places the organism in Eukaryota, Viridiplantae, Streptophyta, Magnoliopsida, Poales, Poaceae. Gene Ontology annotation, biological process: protein ubiquitination. Bases 1091 to 4948 code for a protein of 1285 amino acids. Gene Ontology annotation, molecular function: ubiquitin protein ligase activity. The record is from RefSeq and is a predicted model, not a curated record.
GCCGCAUCAGAAUCACCCCGAACCUACCUAACCUGAUGAGUUCCUCCGCGACCGCGCCGCGUCUGCCUCCCCUCCUCGAUACUUGCGUUGCGUGAAUUACCAGUACCAGGUAUAGUCCUCUUCUUCUUGCGCGGUGGCUGCGCCGCCGUAGUCGUAGUCGGCGCGCCUUGGCCGGACGCCGCAGACACACAGCCUGCCUCACCGGGUAGCGCUGCUGCCAACUGUAGCUAAUCUGGUCUUGCUGGUCCCCAUCCCUAACACCAAAGAAUGCCACCACUUCCUCCCGAUUUAUCCUGGCACCACCAGCUCGAACACGCCAACACUGCUUCUCCUUCAUUCCUGAUGGUCAAUUUGGCCCGUUGCUAGAAAUAGGGCCGGCAGUGUUCUUCGUCCUUCCCCUUCUUCGUUGGAACAAGCAAUACUUAACAAGUGAGAUCGGCAUGGCAACCAACAAGACCAUGACGCCCUCAAUUUCGGGCUGGGCCGAGCGUUCGUUCGAUCGAGAUGAUAUGGCCCAACAAUGAACUGCUCUUUACUUUUUAUUUCCCUUUUGUCGGAGGAAGCCAUGAACGACGGCGUCGCUAGGUCGCCGAGUCGCCGACGCUGUCAACUCCCUGCGGCAUCACAAUCCAUGUCGCUCUAGGCGUGGGCUAAGCAUCAAGCGACCCGACGCUCGCCGAAUCAACAGCAGCGCCAGCGAAAAUCGGACCCUAGCGACGCUCUCCGACCAAACCAAGCAGCGGCGCGGCCACUUCAGCGCUCAGGCAGUGGCUCGGCCACAUCCAGGAGAGGGCCAGUGGGGAAGGCGCGGCGCCAAAUCGAGGAGGGGUCGCCGCCAGGGCGGCUGGACGGCGCCGGCUCGCCGGCUCCCCGUGGCCAGGCGGCCAGCCGCCUCCGUAGCCGCUCCUGACAUCUCUGCGUUGCUGCAACAGCAUACGGCUGCAUGGCGCACAGCGGCACAAGUACAGCCGCACAGGCACACGAAAGUGAGCGCGCCUCCGCGGUCCCCGUCCACCCCCAGCACCCCCUCUGACGUGCUUGCCGGCGAGUUGCGUACUGGCCUCAUUUGCCACACCAAAGCUCAACCAGGAUGUUCCCGUGGGAGAUGGACAUUGAUGGAGAGUCGAGCAAAACUCUGGGACAGAUGGAAGACCUGGAAAAAAUUCCAUUGGAGAAUGAGAGUUGUGGCAUUUGUAGAGACAUCGUCAUCGACAGAGGAGUUUUGGAUUGUUGCUCACACUGGUUUUGCUAUACAUGUAUUGACAACUGGGCCGCCAUCACAAAUCGGUGCCCCCUUUGCAAAAGUGAAUUCCAACACAUAACAUGCACUCCAGUAUAUGGUACGAUUGGAGCUACUGACGAAGAUGAAUACUCUUUAACCAGCUGUGAUGAUGAUUGGUAUGGGCAAGAGGAAAGCAGCACACUUUCCUUCCCGUCAUACUAUAUUGAUGCAGAAGCCGUAGUUUGUUUGGAUGAUGGUGAUUGCAAGAUUCGGAAUGGACUUGUGGCAGCUGAGGAUGAUUCAACUUUAGAUACAUCUAUUGCUUGUGAUUCCUGUGAUAAAUGGUACCAUGCUAUUUGUGUGGCGUUCAAUGCAACAAUGGCAUCUGACAGUUCAUGGCUCUGCCCAAGAUGCAAGUUUAACGAAGUGGAAUAUGAGGCAAAUGUAAUCUUGAAGCAAAACCUUGGUGAGGACUGUGUGAUUGGUUCUGAUAGGACAUGUACCAACGCAUCAUUUUCUGGGAGGGUGUCAGUAUCUGUUGCUGAUGAGGGAGAAACUGCCCUUGUUGUAUCAAUGGUGGGUGCACAUUCUGAAACUAGGGGUGGUCUAUCAGAAGCUUCACUAGGACUUGAGACAGCACAUGAAACAUUUAACUGCAGUCCAUACCCAAGCCAUUCAAAAGAUGUCCUUGUUGCAGAUGCUAGUUCCUUGAGGAACACAGAUAUUGUCAGUAGAUCCCAGAAUAAACCUUCUGAAAUAAAUGUUGUCCACACUCUUUGUUCUGAGCCUACAGAAACAUCACUACAAUUUUCACCAAUACGUGAGCCAGCAACAACCAUAUUUAGCUCAGAGCAGGAUAACAUGUCAACUGAACGGUUGGAAGUGCCAAAGCUUGUGUCAUCUUGUCCAGUAGUAGAUAACAGCAAGGAGGCUAAAAGUACUGGAGAGGAGAAUGCAGCGCAGCAAAGCAAUAAUGAAUUAUCUUCUGUAAUCAAAUCUCCACAACCUGCCUCAUCAGAUGCAGUUCAUCAGAUGAAAACUGCACAAAACCUACAGUUGCCACUUAGGCAUGAUGAGCAUAGUAGCGAUGACAGGAAAGAAGAACACAUUGAAUCUGGAAAUGAAAUGAUCCAUCCUGCGAAGAAAGCAAAACUGGAAGUGCAAGAGGACAUUAAUGUAAUCGGAAACUUUGAUUUUUCUUCAAUACAUAGUCAUACUACUAGUCCUGCAAAAGCUAUUACCGACGACAUUAUGUCAGAGUCUGUUGCACAACAGAAAUCCAUUCCUGAUAUAAUGAGCAUUGUUGACGGUGAGGUUUACAGAAGGGAUCCUGGUAGAGAGCUGGCUAAACCUGUAGGAAGAAGAGCAGGAGAUAAGCCUGGUCCUAGAGUGAAAAAGAUCUUCCGAAAGGAAGAAGGAAAAGAAUCAUCUGCCUUGGUUCAAAAGCUACAGAAAGAGAUUAAGGAAGUAGUUAGAGAUACAGGCACAAAUAUACUUGAGAAGGAUGAAUCUUUUGAUGAAAAACUGUUGACUGCGUUCCGGGCAGCUAUAGGGAAAUCAGUGGAUGGACCAGCCAAAAGUACUAACACCAAUCAAUUAAUAAGAACAAGGAGGUCAUUGCUUCAGAAGGGCAAGAAACGUGAGAAUUUGACCAAAAAGUUGUAUGGAACAUCUACAGGAAGAAGAAGAAGCGAUUGGCAUCGUGAUUGGGAAGUUGAAUUCUGGAAAUACCGUUGCUCCCCAGGAAUAAAUCCUGAAAAGAUUGAGACAUUGCAAUCAGUACUUCAGCUACUAAAGAAAUCCUCUGAAAUGGACAAGGAAAGUGCUAAGGGGAAAAGGGAAGAGAACAACAACAGUUCCAUUUUGUCUAGGUUGUAUUUAGCUGAUGCAUCAGUUGUUCCCAGGAAGGAUGAUAUUAGGCCUCUCUCUGCCCUUGCAGGAUGUGCGCCAUUAGAAAAAAGUAGCCAAAUUAAAGCUAGUUGUAACAAAUCGUCUAGCAUACCUGCAGGAGGCAACGAGACAAUGAAAAUCAGUUCACCCAGCAGCACUGGGAAAGCAUCAAGCUAUUCAAUUCUGAAUAAAGAGGCACCUAGCAGAAGAGAAAAUAGAAAUAGCCAGCCCUCCCAGGACAAGAGAAACCAAUCCUCUGGUGAUAUCAAGCAGGACAAAAGAAAAUGGGCUCUUGAGAUCCUGGCAAGAAAAAAUGCCAGUUCUAUUACAAAUAAAGAUCAAACUGGAGGCAAUGAUGCUCUUAAGGGAAACUUCCCUCUACUGGCACAACUUCCGGUUGAUAUGAGGCCGCAGCUGGCAGCUGGCAGCAACAAAAAGGUUCCGGUAUCAGUUAGACAGGCACAAUUUCACCGAAUUGCUGAGCAUUAUUUGCAGAAAGCAAAUUUGGAUGUCAUUCGCAGAUGUGCAGAUACUGAAUUGGCCAUUGCUGAUGCUGUCAAUGUAGAAAAGGGUAUUUAUGAAAGGUCAAAUAGCAAAUCAAUUUAUGUGAAUCUUUGCUCUCAGGCUACUCGCCAGCAUGCCAAGGCAAAAUCUGAUAAUGACACUUCAACUCUAACCAAAAGGACUGAAUCAGGCAGUGAUCAGAUAUCACAGGAAGCUACAUCUGAGGGUACCAAUGUUAGUGGCAGUGAUAUGGAAGAGGAUCUAAACAGAGCAGCUAUCUCCAAUCAAAAGAAUGAACUAGAGGAUGAUACUGCCCCAGAACAUAUUGUGCACAAGGAUACUGUUAGCUUCAACAGUGCAGAAGACGCACUAAGGAAAGCGGGCCUUUUUGAUUCCCCUCCUAACAGUCCUGAGAGAGGGAACACGGCGGUUGAAGGAGAAUCCAGGCUAGAGGAACCUGGCAAAAACUUACAGUCAAAUCCUGAGGAUGUAUCCUUACUGAAAGAUGGAAAUUCAUCUUUGCCUACUGAUCUUGAUGCUGCAAACUGUCAAAGCCUUGACACCAUUAUGUGUGAGCAGCCAGAACCUAAUUCUGAGGAGCAACAAAAGUUGACAGGCAAGGUUGAAAUUGAUAACGUUGCAACAAACAAAACCAAACAACCUAAUAAUGAAGGGCAACAUAAGUUGAUAGGCAAGGGAGACACUGAGGACGUUGCAGCAAACAAAACAAAUGCCGCAAACCUGACUGAAGGCGAUAGGUGCAGUGAGAAGCAUGAAAAAUCAAAUGGACCUGUUAUAGAAAUUUCAGUUGAUUGCAACAUGCCCGAUAAAAUUACUGGGCAUGUGGAGGCUUCGAGAGAGAUAGAAAAGGCAGCAAUCGGUUUACCUAAUCAAUCUCACGAGGAUGAUUUGACAAGAGACAGUGAAGUGAUCAGCAAACCAAAGAACUCAGAGCUCACUAAAGAGAAAUCCUGCAGUGACAAACCAUCAACAAGCAGCAAAGACCCGAAAGGAGACAAACCAAACCGUGCAGCUGAAGGUGGAGAUGAUCCGAAGAAAAGGCCGCGUGAUCAAGCCGGUAAAAAUACGUCAGAUGCCUCAAACUCGACAUAUAAGAAGGUUGAAAUGUUCGUGAAAGAGCAGAUCAGGCCACUUUGCAAGAGUGCCGUGAUCACGGUCGAUCAAUAUAAGUGGGCUGUCGCGAAAACAACUGACAAGGUAAUGAGCUUCCACCGCGACGCCAAAAAUGCAAACUUUUUGAUCAAGGAGGGUGACAAGGUGAGGAAGCUCGCGCUGCAGUACGUCGAGGCAUCUCAGCAGAAGAUCAGUUGAGACCCUUUACCGGAUUUGUAAAAUGUGUUCACAAUAGCUGCCAUUGUUUCCUCAUGCUGGAAGCAAGCAAUCCAUGUAAAUGACUGGGUGUGCGGAUCACAUGGUCAACCGUGUACAGGCCACCCUUCCCGUAAAUACAUCUGCUUAUGCAUUUUGACAUGAUGAACAAGUGCUUCAGGUGAAAUUGAAGAAGUUUUGCUUGAAUCUGUCCCACAACAUCAAGGUUACUCAGUAAUCUUAGCAUGUUGUGUUUCAGAUAGGUAGCAAAAUAAGGUGGCAACUUAGCGGUAUCUCA